This is a messenger RNA of Paramecium sonneborni, 643 nucleotides long. NCBI's taxonomy places the organism in Eukaryota, Ciliophora, Oligohymenophorea, Peniculida, Parameciidae. The record is from the annotation of a GenBank genome assembly.
AUGUUAAUUUUCUCAUUAAGUAUUUUAAAACAUUAUAACCAUGUGUAUUAAUUAUUAAAUGUAUUUUAUGCUACUGCAUCUUUAAUAUUAUCCAAAAGAAAAUCUGGAGCUUAGAAAAUUAAUGCAGAUAACUCAAUAAUUUUUAUUGUUGGAGAUAAAAAUGCAGGUAAAGCACUUCCCUGUUGUAUUACGUAUUGUUUUUAUUUAUAUAAGUUAUCGAACUAAAAUUCUUCAAUAAAUCCAACUAAUUCAAUAGAACCUAAUCAAACAUAAUUAGUAAAGCCAAAUAAUUAGAUUGAGAUAGUUGUAGAUGUACCAGGGAAUAAUUAUCAAAAAGAAUAGUUUUUGAAUAAAAUAUAAGAAGCAAAGAAAAUAAUGUUAGUUACUGAUUCAUCUGAGACUUCAUAAAUUGAAGCAACAGCAGCUAUUUUAUAUAACAUUUUAAUUUCGAUUCCAUUUUAGAGAUCAAAAAUUCUAAUUUUGAUAGUGUUGAAUAAAUAAGAUAAAGAGAAAGCAUAUAAAGCUCCUGAUUUCGAAAUGUUGUUAUCAAGGGAAAUGUAACUUUUUAAUUUAUCAUAAUAGAGAAAAAAUAAAAAAAUCAAGAAAGCAGUUUAAGAAAAAAAAAGAGAAUACAAAUGAUUGA